Molecule: messenger RNA, 2265 nt
Organism: Anthostomella pinea
Lineage: Eukaryota; Fungi; Ascomycota; Sordariomycetes; Xylariales; Xylariaceae
Source: the annotation of a GenBank genome assembly
AUGACAACGGUUCAGCAGCUACCUCGGGUGCCCACGCCGGUUCGUCCGCGCGGUGUGAACGGAGCUGCUGCGCCGGAUGUUGAGAUGAACCUGGAACACCGGGCAAAGUCCCCGGCAGCAAAUGGCACCCAGACGGGCAGUGGUCUGCGAAGGGGUGACACGCGUACCGCAGUGGUCGUCUAUGGGCCUGGUCAGGAGACGAUCGUGUCUGUGUUCGCCGACAUUCUGGGAAAACAAUACCGGCUAGCCGAUAGCUUCCAGGGGGUGACUUCGGCAGAGCAGGAAGUGGUGCUGGGAAUCUCAGUAGGCAACGCCGGCAUCGACAUCUCCUCCCGCAAUCGAGAUGCCAUGGUCACCAUAAACGCCCACUGCGUCAAUCUCGGAAUGCCCCCGGAUACGCACCUAUCUGCGAAUUGCGACUACGAGUUCUUGUAUAGCGAGGCGCCCUUCAUUCGUCGAGAUCUGGCUCGGUUUAUCUCGUUCGUGCUUGGGCAGAUCAACCACCAUGCGGCACUCAUGUCAAAACCACGAACAUACUUCAUUUCAACUACGUUUCCCGACGUCCGGGCAGCCCUGCCUAAUAUAGACAUACUCACAGUCGGCUCCGACGCCGUCGAGUUACGCGUUGACCUCCUCAGGGAGCCUUUGAGCGAUGGCACUUUCGCGCAGAUACCGAGUUUAAGUUACGUUGGCGAGCAGGUUAUGCUGCUUCGACAGAGGACCGAAUUACCCAUUAUAUUCACGACACGGUGCACAAGAGAGAAUGGCCGGUUCCCUAUGGACAUCCCCGACAUAUACUAUGAAUACUUGUACAGGGCGAUUCAAUGGGGUGUCGAGUAUAUUGACGUCGAGGUUUGGCUGCCGGAACGCAUACGCCAGAAGCUCUACGAAAAACGUGGCAACAGCCACAUCAUGUCUGCUUUCCACGACUUCUCUGGCACGUUCAGAUGGCCUUCAGUUCAAGCGCAGUCGAUUUUCCUCGAGUCCCGCAAAUAUUCCGACAUAGUCAAGAUGAUAGCGAUCAUCAACGACCAUAACGAGAACUUCGAGUUGGAGUAUUUUCGUUCAAAGAUCAGAAGCGAAUAUCCCAACUCGCCACCGCUAUCGGCGGUCAACAUGGGUGAGACUGGCCAGUUUUCGAGAACACUGAAUAAGGUGUUCACGCCUAUCACGCAUCCACUCCUUCCCAUCAUUGCUGCGCCGGGCCAGAUGAGCGCUGCUGAGAUCAAUGCUGCGUUGUCCUUGCUGGGACAGCUUCCGAAAAAGAGCAUAUAUGGCAUCAACACUCCUUACUCCCGCAUUGGAACCCCGCAUGCACCUUUCUAUGAGAAAUGCUUCAACGAACUCGGCCUGCCGCAUCAGUUCGCCGUGGUUGAGAGACAGCUGAGAGGUUCAGGGUGCGUGGAAGCUUUCUGCAACCAGAGGUCAUUUGGAGGAGCAUACCUGAACCCCCCAGUGUCCUUUUCAAGCUUGAUGCACAACAGUCCCUUCUUCUCAAAACUCAACGGUGGUUCAGGUCCUACGCUCACCGAGGCAGCCCGUAUGAUUGGCAUGGUCGACACCAUCGUGGUGGAAGCGGGUUCCGCGUCCGCGCCGACAUCAGCCCCUUCAUCAAUACCUUCGAGUCCAGGCCGGCGUACCGACUCGCCCUUCGGCUCUGCUUCGCGUUCGGCUUAUGGAUUGUCAGCCAAUUCAUCACUCAUAUUCGACAACGCGAGUUGGCGUGGUAUCCUCAGCACCUUAACGCGCGAUCUUGCACCAUCCGCUUACUUCGGUCGUACUGCUGUUGUCUUGGCCUCGAAUUCUGAUGACGCGGCGUCCACCAUGUAUGCGUUGAAAGCGCUCCGCGUAGGAAAGGUGUACACGGUGGGCUUCAAGACACCCCUCGUACUAGCCCGAGGCCUCGCAGUCGAGCCCUUCAACAGCAUGGAGAGUCUCCAGCGAGCCAGGAUGGUAGGUGACGAGUCAAGCCCGUUCGUCAUCGUCUCUGCGCUCGCACCGGAGAAGUCGAACAUCGUUGGCAUGCUGGUGCGCGUCUUCGGUGGCUCAAGGGGCUCGGCAUCACAGAUCCGCAAGGUCUUCUUGGAUCUGGCGGAUGGUCCACGGAAAGGCGAUCCGGGUGCUGUUGCGGAACAGAGCGGCUACGCAGCAUAUGGCGUGGCGGACACGACGGCUUUCACCACCGUCGAGACGUUGAGGUUGCUGGUCGGCCAGAACGUGCCGUACAGCUUUGUGCGUCUCGCGGGCGGACAGGGAAUGUUCUAG